Xenia sp. Carnegie-2017 is the source of this 2019-nucleotide messenger RNA. Its product is annotated as T-complex protein 1 subunit delta-like. NCBI's taxonomy places the organism in Eukaryota, Metazoa, Cnidaria, Anthozoa, Malacalcyonacea, Xeniidae. Gene Ontology annotation, cellular component: chaperonin-containing T-complex. Gene Ontology annotation, molecular function: ATP binding; ATP-dependent protein folding chaperone; ATP hydrolysis activity. Gene Ontology annotation, biological process: protein folding. The record is from RefSeq and is a predicted model, not a curated record.
AGCGCCGUCCGAAACAGUUUAUUUCCUAAACAUAGAAGCUCUUGAGGUUUGAUAGUCUUCCAAAACUUGGACACAAUCCUUUGGCAUCGUUUACUGUUGGGAACAAAAAUUUUAUUUUAAAAACCUGCUGUAAGACGAUACAUACUUUUAAAAUGCCUGACGCUAAAAACGCUGGGAAAACAACAAAUGGAAACCGUGUGGCCUAUAAGGACAAAGAAAAACCGACAGAAAUAAGAUUUACAAAUAUAAAUGCAGCAAAAGCUGUUGCGUCCGCCAUUCGGACAAGCCUGGGUCCAAAAGGAAUGGAUAAAAUGAUACAAAGUGGAAAUGGUGAUGUGACUAUUACAAAUGAUGGAGCAACAAUUUUGAAACAAAUGCAAGUCUUUCACCCAGCAGCAAAAAUGUUGGUUGAGUUGUCCAAAGCUCAAGAUGUUGAAGCUGGUGAUGGAACUACCACUGUUGUUGUUAUUGCUGGGAGCUUACUGGAUGCUGCUGCUCGCUUGCUUGAAAAAGGUAUUCAUCCAAUGAUUAUAUCAGAUGCAUUUGGUGUAGCAUGUGAAAAAGGGGUUGAAAUAUUACAAAAUAUCGCUAUCCCUGUUGAGUUAAAUGAUAGGGAAUCUCUGCUCAAAAGUGCUUCAACAUCAUUGAGUUCAAAGGUGGUAUCUCAAUAUUCAAAUCUUCUUGCUCCAAUAUCUGUGGAUGCAGUGCUAAAAGUGAUUGAUCCUAAGACUGCUAGCAAUGUAAAUCUUAAAGACAUAAGAGUUGUAACAAAAUUAGGAGGUACAGUUGAAGAUACUGAAAUGAUUGAUGGUCUAGUUUUGGAACAAAAGAUAUCACAUUUAGCUGGUGGGGUGACUACGAUGGAGAAAGCGAAAAUUGGUCUUAUUCAGUUUUGUUUAUCAGCUCCUAAAACUGAUAUGGAUAAUCAAGUUAUUGUAUCAGAUUAUACACAAAUGGAUCGUGUGUUACGUGAAGAAAGGCAGUACAUCCUAGAUUUAUGUAAAAAGAUUAAAAAAACUGGAUGUAAUGUCUUACUGAUUCAAAAGUCUAUAUUGAGAGAUGCAAUUAAUGACUUGGCCUUGCAUUUCUUGACAAAAAUGAAGAUAAUGGUUGUCGAUAUAGAGCGAGAUGAAGUUGAAUUUAUAUGCAAGAGUCUUGGAUGUAGACCUGCAGCAAGCGUGGAUCACUUUACAUCUGAUAUCUUAGCAUCGGCAGAACUUGUUGAAGAAGUUUCCACUGGUGCUGCUAAAGUAGUUAAGGUUACUGGUAUAUCAAAUCCUGGUAAGACUGUUAGUAUAUUAGUACGUGGUUCAAAUAAGUUGGUUCUUGAAGAGGCUGAACGUUCGCUGCAUGAUGCAUUAUGUGUGGUCCGUUGUCUUGUUAAAAACAGAGCUUUGAUAGCUGGCGGUGGAGCACCUGAAACUGAACUCUCGCUUAAUCUCGCACAAUAUGCAAAUACACUCUCUGGCAUGGAUUCCUACUGUGUUCGUGCAUAUUCUGAAGCUCUAGAGGUUGUUCCUUACACUUUGGCAGAGAAUGCCGGACUCAAUCCCAUUGCUACUGUUACUGAACUGAGAAAUAAGCAUGCGCAAGGGGAAAAGAACGCUGGCAUUAAUGUUCGUAAGGGAACCAUAACAAACAUAAUUGAUGAGAAUGUACUACAACCAUUAUUGGUUUCAAUGAGUGCCCUUACUCUUGCCUCAGAGACUGUUCGAAGCAUUCUUAAAAUAGAUGAUAUUGUUAAUACGCGAUAACAUCGGGAUCUACUGGAUGCCCUAUCGUUUUCAUAUAAUAAAUUACAUCGUUAAUGUUUAUGAAAGUGAAUAAAUCAAGUAGUGGAAAGGGAUGUUUUUGAUGCUGUUUGUUUUAAAUUAAAUUUGAAAAGCGAUGAAAACUUUUAAUGACUGACUCGCUGCUAACAGCGCAACUCUAAACUACUGUUAGAGAAACUAGUUGUAGAAACUACUGUUAAUGAUUUUCUCAGUAUAUUUGCACCACAUUAAACAUGUUUAACCUGCA